AUGCUGACAUUCCAGGCUUCAGCGAAUCGCGGAGUCACCGUCCGACUGAGAAGUGACAUCUGCUUCAGCCACCUCACUCAGAUUCCGGACUCCUCCUGCAAGCAGCUACCCGAGCGUCACCCUCACGGGUAUUGGACACACGACUGGGACACCUCAGCCUUGAAGGGAAGCAUGUUUCAAGCCUACUUGCAGCGGCAGGCUGCAUCUCCUGGAAGCGCGAAAACGGAAACUCGACUCUUUCUGUACGAUGGGAUCUUUGCAGCCGGUCUGGCCGAUUUCUUCUUGGCGGAAUGGGGGGCGAAGGAAUCUCGAGGCCAUUCACGACCACCAAAGAUUUUGAUCCUGGGGGCUGGACGUGGGGCUUUGGCAGAGCAGCUGGCACGCUGGGGCCUGCCAGCGGUGGCCAUAGAUGGAAACUGCAUGGUGGAGUUCACUGCUGAACAUCGUGGACUGUGUGCCGAUGUUGUGCAUCCGCGUGGCCUGGGUGCGUGGGCAGAGGCAGCAUGUCUUGGGGCCGAGGUGCCACUGACUCCUCGAGUUGAUCCAGAAUUGAAGGCUCUCGGCUCAAAGGAGACGAAGGUCUGGUGCCACUGGUUGCAAGGUGUUUCGAAGAGCGACUGGGCACUGGCUCUCAAUCUCCUUCCGGAGAUCCCGCGCCACUUGCUGCCAAGGCUCGCAAGAACGCUCAGCCUGGGCCUGGAGGGCGUCAUUCUGACCAUGCCGGUUGGCAGGCCCUUGCAAGAUGCGAAACGACGGGAUCUCGUUCGAGCUCUUCGCCAUCGAGGCUACGCUGUUGACAGGGAUGCUAGCCGCCACCUUGGAGCUCUUGGAGGAUUGCUUUGUUGCCCAUGGAAUGCAAACACAAUUGUCCUGAGGAGGAGGCGGAAGGAGACGGCGUGCUCUGCUCGCGUGAUCCAGCAGCUAAAGGGCAGUCUGCCCUGUGUUCUGCACCAGAACUACGGCUGCGUGCAUGGUGGUGUUUGGGUUCACUUUGGGUGCCGCGGCUACUUCACGAACGGCGGUCAUGGUUCAACCCUCUGCUCAAGUCCUCUUUCUGAAUAUGCCGAGUGCCCUUGGCAAGGAGCGAAGACGGAGCUUCCGCGCAAGCGGAAGCUCAGAUCUGCGCAUCGUCCGGCAGCAUUGGUUGCGCGGGCGCUUUUCCGUUCGGACAUGGCUCACGAAGGGAAGGUUGCCAAUGCCAGUGGCUCCUCUCACUGGUACACUCGGCUCUUUGGGCUGCCUCUGAGUGGACUCUACGAGGCGAUGGAUCCCCUCAGCUUCGGCACAGGUGUGUGGCCAGACUCUGUCCAAGAAAGGCUCUUUCUCGUUGCCGCCCUUCGGGCCCUGAAGCUUGCCACAGGUUCCUUCGUUGGCCAUGGCUUGGCACGCGCCAGUACCAGAAUCGCCCGAAGUCAUCGAGCACUCAAAAGCGCGGUCAGCAUGCUCGAGAUCAAGGCGAAGUUUUCAGGACCUGCGGAGCGGCAGUGUGCUUCGCUGAUGCUCGAGUGCUUGCGAGUGAUUGCUGAUCUGAACCAUGCCGGCUUGCAGAGCAUGUCUCAACAAGGCCACGUAGAUGCCCAGACGCAGUGGACCAUCCCAAAGCUGAUCUUGACCUUGGAGAAGCUGAUGGAAGCAGCGCCAGGGAAGAAGCUCGCGUGGUUCGAGCGGUUGAGUGGGACUUGGCACCUUCGUGUCGAUUCUGAAGAUCCGUGGGGACGCUAUGUCUACAAAUUCGCCUAUCAAGCGGCGCUUUGA
This is a messenger RNA of Symbiodinium necroappetens, 1755 nucleotides long. NCBI's taxonomy places the organism in Eukaryota, Dinophyceae, Suessiales, Symbiodiniaceae. The record is from the annotation of a GenBank genome assembly.